Messenger RNA from Oncorhynchus kisutch (coho salmon), 2125 nucleotides. Its product is annotated as general transcription factor 3C polypeptide 1. Gene Ontology annotation, molecular function: DNA binding. Gene Ontology annotation, biological process: 5S class rRNA transcription by RNA polymerase III; transcription initiation at RNA polymerase III promoter. The transcript is spliced from 11 exons. The record is from RefSeq and is a predicted model, not a curated record. The coding region runs from base 248 to 2125 and encodes 625 amino acids. Lineage: Eukaryota; Metazoa; Chordata; Actinopteri; Salmoniformes; Salmonidae. Gene Ontology annotation, cellular component: transcription factor TFIIIC complex.
AAGGUCAAAGUUUACACGUGCAACGUCACGAUAGGAACACAGUUGGAACGUCAGCUUCCAAAGAAAACAUACAUUUCUGCGUAAAAUGUGCUUGAUUUCACGUUUAAUUCAGCGGUUUUAAUGAAACAGGAUACAAUGCAGAUGCUUUGAAUGCAUAUCGAGACGUACAGUAGUAGUUGGUCAUGUUUUAAACUUUUGAGUUACGAAUUUGCAGCGGAGCUAGUGAGCUAACGUUAGUUUGCUAGACAUGGAUCCGCUAGACAUAGUAAUGGACGAAGUGGCGUUGGAGGGACUGGACGGGGUUACUAUCCUCUCUCUGUGGAUUCGGUUGGAAAAGAGGAACCCCGUUUUCCCACGGAAUCUAGACUCGUGUACUAAAGAGUUCAUUUGGAAAUCCUUGGUCUCGAACCACGAAGUCGACUUCUACGAGCUGCCGCAAGAGAGAGCGGAUGUCGUGCUCGUCGACCGAUUUGCAGACAUAGAUCCAGACACAGGGAUUCAGGAAGCAUCCCAUUGGGACAGAGUGGACUCCUACCCUGUCCAGAUCUUAUUGGAGGAUAAGAGUGGAAUCCAGGGCUCGUGUGUCUUCUUCAAGGAGAGGAGAAAUGUCACCCCAAUCAUCCGCACCACCAAACUGACGCCAUGUGUAACGUUAGAGGACGCCUUCAAAAGGUGGGGGAGGAAGCUGGUAAUGGUGGCCUCCCAGAGGUUAAGGUUCAGGGUGUUAAUAGGUGACGGAGGAGACCCGGACUUGAAGCUGACUGACCACUCAUACUGUAUCCUGGAGAGGGUGGGGAGGGCCCGCUGGCAGGGAGAGCUACAGAGAGACCUGCACUGCUGCUCAUUCAAGACGGACGCGAGGAAGAUGCACUACUUGAGGAAGUCUCUGACACAGAAUGAUCUGAUCACCAUGCAGUCUCAUGUCCUCAGACUGGCCAGCGGAGCACAGCAACACUCCAUACUGCUCCUGCUCAAACGCUUCCAUGUAGACCGGCGUAGUAAGUAUGAUAUCCUGAUGGAGUUGACCUCUAACCUCCUGUCAGAGGCGCCCAACCACACAGCCUCCAUGAUCACACUACGAGACCAACUGAGUAUCAGUGAGAGGACCUUCAAGCGUAUGUAUCAGUACAUGCAAGCAGCCAAACUGGUCCAAGUGGUCAUUAAACCAGUUGAACACCUCAACCCUACAGUAGGCCCCUGUGAUACCAGGAGAGGCACCAAGGUGGUGGCUCGCUGUCUGAAGCUAAUCAAACCCUACGUGAGGAAGGAGGUGGUCGAGGCUGAGGAUGACGAUGAUAACGAUGAUGAUGAUGGGGGAGGAGCAAAUAGGAAGACCGUCCCCACAGAGGGGCGGAUCAUGGAGAGAGACUUCCUCUCACAGGCCUAUGGGAUCAUCGUGUCCUGCGGGACCAAGGGCAUCUCUCAGAGUGCGUUGCGUGCGAGGAUGUGCAUCGGCAAGCUGGAGUCUCGUAUGAUCUGCCGACUGCUGGAGAGGACAGACAUGAUCAAGGGUUUCAUGGAAGACGAGGGUCGUCAGAGGACCACUAAGUACCUCGGCCAUCUGCACGUCGGUGAGUCUGAUCUGCUUCGACAUCUCGUGAAAGAGCAGGAGCGAUCAGACCGGCUUCGCACUGUAGGGGGAGGAGGGGAAGGAGAGGGGGCCCCCCAAACCCCAGCACAGGCCACCCUAAAAACACCAGCUACCACAAAGACUCGGCCUACCCCAAAAACAACAUCGCUUCUGGAACCUCUGGGAAACACUGAGGGAGAGGAGGAGAGAGAGAGGGAUGAGGAAGACGAAGACUGGGAAGUCGAGAAGAAAGGGAAGAAGGGAGCGAAGAAGAAAAAUGCAAAAAAAAAGAAAGUGGGCAAGAUGUCUCUCCUGAAGCAGUCCAAACUCCACUUCCUGGUUGCUCAUCACUCUGCACCCAUCACGAGUGAAGCCAAUCAGGAGCCAGAGCUGGAAUCUUGGCUCAGCCCAGUUGAGGAGGAGGAGUCAAAAUUCGGUCCUGACGUUUCAUUGGACCAGACGGGGAGUAUGUUUCGCAGGCAAACAGCCAAGCGGAGGACAGCGUCACGGUCAUCGAGACAUCCCCAGUCAGAAGUGCAUGAAUUCCCUGUCUGA